This is a messenger RNA of Cryptomeria japonica (Japanese cedar), 1398 nucleotides long. RefSeq lists its product as uncharacterized. Bases 1 to 1398 code for a protein of 465 amino acids. Gene Ontology annotation, biological process: tricarboxylic acid cycle. Gene Ontology annotation, cellular component: cytoplasm; mitochondrion. The record is from RefSeq and is a predicted model, not a curated record. NCBI's taxonomy places the organism in Eukaryota, Viridiplantae, Streptophyta, Pinopsida, Cupressales, Cupressaceae. Gene Ontology annotation, molecular function: L-malate dehydrogenase (NAD+) activity. The transcript has a single exon.
AUGGACUCAUCUAAAAACCAGCAGAACAACAACAACAACAAGAGCAGCAAAGUAACAAGUACAACCAGUUUAGGUAAGAGGCGCAGCUUGAACAAGCGCGCUCGGAAUAGGGCCAAAGGACACCAGCGACGCGAAGAUCCGGCAAACUCCACCAUGUCGAGCCCGAAGGCUUCAGAAUACGGUUCGCAAGCGUCACCGCUGCGCCAACCGGCGACACCAAACGAGAUAACCAAGGUGACCAUAUUGGGGGCCGCAGGUGGCAUUGGCCAGCCAUUGGCGUUGCUGUUGAUGCUGCACUCGGAGUACGUGCAGCAUUUGGCGCUUUACGAUCUGGUUCAUGUGCGCGGCAUUGCCGCCGACCUGUCGCACGUUGACCGCCAAUGCAAGGUGACCGCACACUUGGGCCCUGACGAGCUAACCGAGGCUGUGCGCGACGCUAAGGUGAUCGUCAUACCUGCCGGCUUGGCCCAAAAGCCGGGCAUGUCGCGCGACGAUUUGUUUGGCUCAAACGCCAAGAUCAUGUACAAUCUAGCGAAGGUUUGCGCCCAGGUGAACCCAAGCGCGCAUUUGGCAAUUAUUUCGAACCCGGUGAACUCUCUGGUGCCGCUUACCUGUGAGGUGUAUCAGAGAAUUUUGGGCGCUGGCAGCCGUAAAGAGAAAUCGGCGGAUUCCAAUUCGGCCCUCUCGCAGCCAGCCGCUCCACCUGCUUCACCUGGCGCAGCUGCGCCCGCGGGUUCAAGUGCGCAAAAGUCGGCGGGCAAGCAGCAGCAGCAGCAGCAGUGCUUCCAUGAUUGCUGCCGGCGAAUUUUCGGGGUCACCACGCUGGACGUCGUGCGCGCCUCCACCCUGAGCGCCAAGAGCGCCUUCUUCAAGCCCGAGCCCAACGGUCUGUUCAAGGAUCCGGCCAAGAUUGCCAUACCUGUGGUGGGCGGCCACGCCGGCAAGACCAUCAUUCCUCUGCUGUCGCAAUCAACCAUGAAAGUGGACAAGAAGCGUCUGAUUGAGGAGAAAGCAACCACGCUCACCCUGAUCGAGAGCAUCCAACAGGCUGGCAUCGAGGUGCUCAACGCCAAGAAGGGCGCCGGCUCGGCCACCUUGGCGAUGGCUUACUCGGCUUGCCGGUUCACCAUAUCGUUGUUGCGCGCGCAACAAGGCGAACCGAACAUAAUCGAGUGCGCCUAUGUUAGGCACCAGCAGCCGCUUGUGUCGGAUCUGGAAUAUUUUGCCGCUCCUCUAGUUCUAAGCAAGGAUGGUUAUGUUAAAACGCAAGGUUUCAGUCUCAACAAGUUGUUGCCCUACGAGCAGCAGAUGAUCGAGGAGGGCGCCAAAGAGUUGCGCAUGAGCGUUGCCAAGGGCGAGGAUUUCGCCAAAGAGCAAUUGUCGUCGGAAAAGCUUUGA